AAGCUGAGUGAUCUAUGUGUUUAUUUAGUGCCCGGAAAGUACUGAGAAUAAUUUCUUGUGGUACCUACAGGGUUGAAACCACCUACAGAGAAGCAGCUUCUAUUGGUGGCUAACGCUCACAUGCACUGGGACCCUGAAUACUCAGACGUCAAACUCAUCCAGACCGUCAUGUUCCUGUCCGAGUUGAAGAGCAUCACUGAGAUGGCAUUAAGCUCCACUGGGUCCAUGUCGGCCAGCUCAGAUUCCGCCUCCUUCCCUAUUGUACUGUGUGCUGACCUCAACUCGCUUCCAGACUCUGGUGUAGUGGAAUACCUGAGCAAUGGCGGGGUUGCUGAGAACCACAAAGACUUCAAAGAGCUACGCUACAGCGAAUGUCUGAUCAACUUCAGCUGCAACGGCAAGAACGGCAAACCAGACGGCAGCAUCACCCACAGUUUCCAGCUGAAAAGCGCCUAUGAGAGCAAUCUGAUGCCUUACACUAAUUACACAUAUGAAUUUAAGGGCGUGAUUGAUUACAUUUUCUUCUCCAAGACUCACAUGAAUGUGCUGGGCCUGCUUGGUCCUCUUGAGACCCAGUGGUUGGUGGAUAAUAGCAUCAUCGGCUGUCCCCACCCACACGUCCCCUCCGAUCACUUCUCCCUCCUGGCUCAGUUGGAGUACCACCCUCCCCUGUCGUCCCUCAAUGGUCUGAACCUUCCCAUCCACAGGUAGUGAUGGAAGAAGAAAAGCCUCCACUAACGGACACAUCCCAAAGUUUCUACAAACGUCACCCAGGAGUAAAAAUUCCCCCAGUCACUCCUUUUUAAACCAUUGCACAGAAUUGCAUUAUUACAUUUUUCAGCAUUGUAAGAAAUAAGCUUAAUACCAAAUUAGGGUUGGGGUUUUACAUUUGAUUCUGACGACUGAAUCUAUAAUAUUUUCUCAUGUCCAUGUUGAUGACUGAAUGGCAGUUCUGAGAUGAUAUACCUACAUGUCUGCAGUAUUAGUGUGUGUAUGUCACACAUCUAUAAAGACUAAGAAGACUUUUCAUGUAGCAUAAUAUUUUCAUCCCACUAAUUGAGUGUUAAAUGUGUUUUCUACUUUUGUCAGUAAACAUGUUUUAUAUGUCCCCUUGUGUUUUAUCCAUUGGAACUUCUAACAGAAGAAAUGCCAACAUUUGUAAAUGUAUGCAUUUAUGCAAAACAAUCAAAGAAGAAAAUGGCAUUCUUGUAUAUAAUAAUAUUGUAGCAUCCGGUACUUCACAAACAAAAAUUCCCCAACUGUCUUUGUCUUCAAUUGUGGUAGAUACGUGCCUAAUGGUACAAAGGAAGAAAUAUGACAAAUAGCGAGAAAGAGAGAUGUGAAUUUCAUGUAUUUGCAUUGUCAGAAUUUAUGCAAAAUGAUCUUUUGUGAUGCCCUAAAUAGGCACAAUUAAAGAAGAUCCCAGCCCUACUGAUUUUA
Tachysurus fulvidraco (yellow catfish) is the source of this 1440-nucleotide messenger RNA. Its product is annotated as CCR4-NOT transcription complex subunit 6-like. Gene Ontology annotation, biological process: nuclear-transcribed mRNA poly(A) tail shortening. The record is from RefSeq and is a predicted model, not a curated record. Gene Ontology annotation, cellular component: CCR4-NOT complex; cytoplasm; nucleus. Lineage: Eukaryota; Metazoa; Chordata; Actinopteri; Siluriformes; Bagridae. The transcript has 3 exons. Gene Ontology annotation, molecular function: poly(A)-specific ribonuclease activity. The coding region runs from base 121 to 711 and encodes 196 amino acids.